GUUCUGCUAAUUGGAUCAAGAAUUCUUUCCGUUUUAUUAGGCAUAUACUGCGAGAACCUGCUCCUGUCUUCUGGCGGAAAUAAUUGUUCAUCAUCUGUUCUAUUUGACUGCAAGUUGAUAGCAAACCUGACUAUUUUCAAUGAACACACUGGAGAAAAACUUUAGUAAAUGCAGCUACCAAAUCUUUAGUAGUUAAAACAUUGGUAAAAUGUACACAUUUUUUGUACAUAUUACCAAAAUUCGGUAAAACUGAUGUCAGAUGCAAAGUUCAUCCAUACCAAAGAUUCGUAUAUUUUACUACAUAGCAUUUGUAACUUAGUGUGUUUUCAUGCUUAGCAAAAGUGUGUAUGCAGUCGCCAUUUCUCUACUGGAAUCGAAGCGAUUUGGAGCUUCUAAUCGUAGAUAACAAUUUAUUCACAUAAUGUAUGGCACGUUGGAGCAGCGUAACAGUAACGAAAAUUAUCGAGUGGAAAAACUAAAAUUAAUCAACAAAAAUGAAGUCCGUGCUCCGCUUGUUCGUAGUGAUUUCGCCAACAGCACUUCCUCGCGAUCGAAUUUUGCAGAAGUACUCUAGCGAAAACACCACACAAGAGAGUACCGAGAGACAAAAUUCUUUCACUAUUUUCACCCCUCAGGAAGCGGAGUACAGCUGGGAUAGCGAAAUCUGCCUUCGAGGAGAUUCGCUAGAUUAUGUUGUCCAGUAUAAUUGCUUAUGUGCAAUUUGGGAUUCGGAGGACAUGGGAGAAAAAAUAUGUAGGGAGAGUGCUGCGUUCUGGUAUUGUCGACUGUUUGGUAAUACAGAGGUGAAAUUUACAGAAUUUCUUGCUGUUUUUUCCAUCCCAACGAGCUCAUCGAAGACAAGAAGUCAUAUUUACUGUAAUCACGACGGCAGACAGUAUUUAGGCGCAGUACUCGGAAUCGUGGCAAGGGUACAACGAAGGAACUAUUACGACGAAUCGAAUGAUUCGUACGAAUCACGAAUCAUCAAAAGCUCUAAAUUGAAGAGAAAAUGAUUUUAUAUGCAACGAAAGGCAAUACUGGUGAUCACACAAGCCAGCCGGAUAAACAAUCAUUUGCUGAAUUACUAAAGUGUGCCGAUUGCCUGCUA
Messenger RNA from Toxorhynchites rutilus septentrionalis, 1108 nucleotides. RefSeq lists its product as uncharacterized. The record is from RefSeq and is a predicted model, not a curated record. The coding region runs from base 495 to 1013 and encodes 172 amino acids. NCBI's taxonomy places the organism in Eukaryota, Metazoa, Arthropoda, Insecta, Diptera, Culicidae. The transcript has 5 exons.